AUGGGAAUUAGAGACAAUACACAUUCUCCAAAAGAUGUAGAGGACAUUAGACAAGAUACCAUUGAACCAAGUUCAAAUAGACCAAUUCGCAGGGAGGACAGCAAUGUUUCAGAGUUCUAUGAUAAUUCUGAUGGAUAUGAUGUAGAUAAGGAUGGUAGUAAUGACACGUUAUACUUUAAGCCAAGAAGGAUCUACCAACUAGACCAGGCCUUAUUAUCGAGGGGUACCUUGAUGAGAUCAAGUGCAGAAGAUACAAGUACAAAUGAGAAUAACCGUGAGCAAUCUAAUCCGAAUCCUGAAAGAGUCCUAGAAGACUCAACAGUCAACGAAUAUGUUCCAAAUCUAAAUUACAACCAACUACUAUCAGAUUUUGAGAUGGGACAAACAACUAAGAAGAGUCAGCGGCAUAAUUUAAGGAGGCAUGGACAAGACAGUCCAUCAUAUUCUUCAUCCACUACCAACAUAAUUAAAAAGAAUCAUCAAAGAGGAUCACAAAUACCAGUAACUUCUGGUGCACCCAGUGUGACUACUGAAUUAUCAAGAUAUGAUUCGUGGAGCAUGAGCGUUAGUGAUGAAGAAGAAGACAUUCCAGAAGAGGAAAAUGAAAUGGUCAAAAUAGCUAGAGACAAAGAAUAUCAUAAAGCUCAGCCAAUAUCUUUUAAAUCUACUCAUUCUCAAGUGGAUCCCAUUCCUUUGCCAGGAAAAAGAACUUUAUUUACUCCUCCAUCGGCGCUAGAAAUCGAAAGGAGGAUGUCUUACGGACACAGCACUACUGUCCCUAAUGCAGGCUCCUUUUUACAGACCUUUAAACUUGGAAGUUUGAAAGGAAGGGAAAAGAGAAUAUCGUCGCGUCCUACAUCUUAUGACUCAGCCUCAUCCUCAUUGACAUUCUUACCCGAUAGUACGUUAUCAGUUUUUACUGAGUUGGAGAUGGGUCCAGAUGAGAUAGGAAAGUUAAUUACAAAAUUACCAGGAGAUUUCUGCGAUUUACCUUAUUCUCGAAGGAAACGGGAAAUCAUCGAAUUGGUUCCAAAUAAAGACUAUAAAUUAAUAAUGUCACUAAUAAAAAAAUUCAUGUUACAAAGGACGACAAGUAACACAUCAUUGCAACGGAAACCCAUACCUGGAUCUGGUCCAUCUAGUGUAGCAAUACCGCAAGCAGCGCACAUGAAAAGAUCAAGACAUGGUUCGAUUGCUUCACAAUUUUUAAGCACUUUUUCACCCACUGUACCGUCCUCGGUAAACGGUGAUAUGAAUACUGAUGGACUGACUCUAACUAGACCUGAUGCUGUGGGAAAUGUAAUUUUAGAUCAUAAAUUAGGUAGGGCAAUUGGAGCUGGUGCUUGGGGUUCCAUUAGGGAGUGUAGCGAUAUACAAAGUGGGACACGUAGGGCAAUGAAGAUUGUCAGAUUCAAGGAGAAUUUGAAUGUGAAGAAACAUGUCCGCAGAGAAGUCUCCAUUUGGGAACAGUUAAAGCAUGAGAAUAUUUUACCCCUUUUGAACUACAAAUUUGAAGAGUCUUAUGCAAUGUAUUGUCUCACAGAGUUUAUAAAUGAUGGUAAUUUAUACGAUUUGGCUGUUUCGUGGUCACAUAUGAGCAACUCUAAAAUUUCUUUAAGCAAGAGGUGUGAACUUACGAUUUUUCUAGGAUUACAGGUUGUUUCUGCUUUACAGUAUAUGCAUUCCAAAUCAAUAUGCCAUGGUGACGUUAAAUUGGAAAACUGUCUUCUGAAAAAAGAUAAGGCUGUAGGUAAUUGGAAAGUGCUUCUUUGUGAUUUUGGUAUGAGUCGCAAUUUUGGUGUCCUGUCAAAGGAUACCGCCACUAAUUUAGGAGAUGACGACGAUGAAGAAGAAGAAGGUUAUUGUGAAGAUGAAGAAUGUCUAGAGACAGCUUCUGAUUCUGAAGUAGAGACGAUAUCAGUACUAAAUGAAGAAAACACAAAGAUCACAAAGUACCCCUCAAUACCGAAAUCUAAAUCAAACUCAAGUAUUUUUGCCACAUCUAAACAGUCUAAAUUACAAAAAAUAACCAAAAAUAGACAAUUUACUCAUGACGAUACGGAAUUGGAGAUAUAUUCCAAACGGAAGCAACGGUAUUACGGUCCCGCCCUAACAAGCACCAAUCUUGCAAAAAAAGCCAGCGAAGAGAAACUUAAAAGAAUUGAAGGUGCAGUUUCAGGAAUGAGAUCACUCACACAAUAUCGACCGGCGUCAUUAAAUGCAGUACCAAUCAAAAAGGUAAGUGAACUAGCCAAUAGUUCUAAAUCCCUCCAAAAAACAUUUGGUUUUCAUGUAAAUGAGCAAGAAGAGACUAUAUCAGGCCCUCAUUUAUCUUCCCAAAUUGGAUCUUUACCAUAUGCUUCCCCUGAAUUAUUAAAGGAGUCACCUUUAUGUCCAGCUGCUGACGUAUGGGCCCUGGGGGUCAUGUUGUAUACUAUGCUCGUUGGUAGAUUUCCAUUCAGUCAUGACUUUGAAAUGAAACUGCGUCAACUAAUUACUGAAGGUAGGUUUGACAAGGAUGCUCUACGAAAAGUUUGUAAUAAUGGUUCAAGUAUACCUUUAACUGAUGGGAAACUCAAAUUUCAAAAUUUAUUUUCCGCAGUUGAAGGAUGCUUGAUUGCUGAUUUAGAUAAAAGAUGGACUCUAGAUCAGGUUAAGUUUGCCUUGGGAAAAGAAUUUGAGCAGAUUGCUGAGAAAUCCCUUUAA
Molecule: messenger RNA, 2706 nt
Organism: Naumovozyma castellii
Lineage: Eukaryota; Fungi; Ascomycota; Saccharomycetes; Saccharomycetales; Saccharomycetaceae
Gene: NNK1
Product: protein kinase NNK1
Exons: 1
Coding region: 1-2706 (901 amino acids)
Source: RefSeq, a predicted model, not a curated record